Messenger RNA from Gongylonema pulchrum, 222 nucleotides. NCBI's taxonomy places the organism in Eukaryota, Metazoa, Nematoda, Chromadorea, Rhabditida, Gongylonematidae. The record is from the annotation of a GenBank genome assembly.
AUGACGGUGUCCACAGCUAGAGUCGCUUUGCGCAGGGUAUCCGGAACCGAGGACCGGCAGCUAAUACAGACAUCCAUAUUCAGCUUAACAAACGGAUUUCUGGACAGUUGCCCACCCGACGAGAGCUUAUUCAGGCAUGUUUAUCAUUCAGUUAGUUCCCUUCUUGUCGCAUUUGCAUGCUCAGAAUUGCUCUAUUUGGCUUCCAUCUUUGGAAAUAUGUGA